AUGAAUGUGGCGGAUAUGCUGACCAAAUGGGGUAACGACCCGGAUAUGACGUCAGAAAGCGAUUGGGUACGAGGACCAUCAUUCCUGUACGAAAGUGAAGAAUCCUGGCCGAAUGAUGAAAUACCACCUGCGAAUACAUUAGAAGAGAUACGAGCCCAUUUACUCCUGCAUCGAGUGAGCGUACCUGAGCUGCGUAUCGACGUGUCACGAGCCAGUAAGGAGUUUACUAGCACGAUCGAAGAGAUUGAACAUCAAUGGGCCGAUCAGUUCACGGCUGCAAGGACGAAGUGGACUUUCAAUCCACCGGCGGCUCCCCACAUGGGCGGUGUGUGGGAACGUCUGGUGAGAUCCGUGAAGACAGCGAUGUCCGUUUUAGAAGAUGGCCGGCGACUAACAGAUGAAAUCCUGCAAACAGUGAUCGUAGAGGCGGAAGAUAUGAUCAAUUCACGACCUCUUACGACGGUUAUUCAAGACGAAGGGGAUGAGGUAGCACUUACACCGAAUCUCUUCCUGCGGGGAUAUUCUUCAAGUGAUUCUCAAGACAUGCCGACCACCGAUGUAAAAGGCGCUUUGAAGGAUGACUAUCUGCGAACCCAACAGCUCUCAAAUGAACUCUGGAGCCGUUGGAUUAGAGAAUAUGUGCCGAGCCUCAACAUCAGAACCAAGUGGUUUGGAGAGACGAAGCCGCUGGAAGCUGGAGAUCUGGUGUACAUCGUGGAUGGUGACCACCGCAAGAACUGGGUUCGUGGUGUAGUGGAGGAGCCUAUCGUAUCGAAGGAUGGCAGAAUACGCCAAGCAUGGAGGGUAACUACAGUUUAG
Anopheles moucheti is the source of this 819-nucleotide messenger RNA. RefSeq lists its product as uncharacterized. The transcript has 3 exons. The record is from RefSeq and is a predicted model, not a curated record. The coding region runs from base 1 to 819 and encodes 272 amino acids. Lineage: Eukaryota; Metazoa; Arthropoda; Insecta; Diptera; Culicidae. Gene Ontology annotation, molecular function: nucleic acid binding.